GGCCACGUCCCCGGGCCACGUCGCGCUUAACUCGCCAUUUUCAGGCAGCUCAAAGAAAACGCUGAUAAAGGUAGCCGGUCCGGACAGCUAGCUCGGCAAAGUUUUGCAUCGUGAGAAACGAACGCGAGAGACGUUCAAAGCCUUAAGUCAGUUUUCGUCUGUGGUGACUGAGGGUACCGGCCUCUGCGUCCAAUAGUAGAAUGAAUAUUUUCAGACUCACCGGAGAUCUCUCUCAUUUAGCAGCCAUCAUCAUUCUGCUGCUCAAAAUAUGGAAAACCAGGUCUUGUGCCGGGAUCUCUGGGAAAAGCCAGAUUCUGUUUGCCUUGGUCUUCACUACUCGCUAUCUGGAUCUCCUCACCUCUUUCAUCUCCCUUUAUAACACCACCAUGAAGGUCAUCUACAUUGGAUGCUCGUAUGCCACUGUUUAUCUGAUCUAUGCCAAGUUCAAAGCCACCUACGAUGGUAACCAUGACACCUUCAGGGUGGAGUUCCUCGUGGUCCCUGUGGGUGGGUUGGCCUUCCUGGUCAACCAUGACUUCUCUCCCUUGGAAAUCUUGUGGACUUUCUCCAUCUAUCUGGAGUCUGUCUCCAUCCUGCCCCAGCUAUUUAUGAUCAGCAAGACCGGAGAGGCAGAGACCAUCACCACCCAUUACCUGUUCUUUCUGGGGCUGUACCGUGCCCUCUACCUCAUCAACUGGAUCUGGCGCUUCUACUUUGAGGGCUUCUUUGACAUGAUUGCCAUUGUGGCUGGUGUGGUUCAGACAAUCCUAUACUGCGACUUCUUUUACCUGUAUGUAACGAAAGUCCUGAAAGGAAAGAAGCUGAGCCUGCCAGCCUAAGUGCCAAAGACCGGCGGAUCUUCGCAGAUUCACGGGGGGCACCAGCCAUCGUUGCCACCAAGCAAGUGUAAGAUGCCUGAGACAGGGUGCGAGAGGAAACCACUACUGCUUUUUGUAUAUCCUGAUAAAUGUCAGCAACUCCAGAACAAAACCGAGGCCAUCCCCUGGUCUCCACAGCCUUCGGUUUCCUGUUUUAUGCAUCUUGCCUUACCUUUUUUUAUUACUCUGUAUAAAGGAAAAAAAUGAUACAUUUUCUACAAAUUUGGUGUACUCUGUAUGCUCCGACAUGUAUUUCAGCGUAUGGAGUUGAAAACAGUAUAAAUCGCCUAGUGGAAAAAUUGGCAAUGUCAAGGGGACUUUCGAUAAGUAAAUACUGACUAAAUGUUUGAGAGUGUUUGCAAUCUGAAAGAUAUGCUUUGUUUCCUGAUCUUUAGAGGAAUCUUUAAAGGACAUCACAGUACCCCUGACCUUUUGAAUAUAAAAAUCUGAAGUAGGCAUUGGCUGGUAUUUCUUUUUUUAAUUUUAUUUUUAGAUUAAUUUUGCCUCUACAUGUUUCCCAGUUUACAUUCCUUGUUUAAUGAGCAAGGCCAGUUACAGAAGCGGUCUCACCCAGCCCCAUGUACUGCUUUGUUUGGUUGGUAAAAUCAAAGAUUUGGUUAUAUGUAGAUCGUCAACAUUUGAUUAGAAACAGUUGGAUAUACAACUGUUAUAAAAUAAGGAGAUUUUGCACCUUUGUAGUGUAGAGGUUUAAUGUGCCCCCCCACUUCCCCAAAAGAGAUGGCUUACAGAAAUACAGUAUUGCCUUAUCGUCAUUGAGUUCUGUGCUGUACAUAGCUUUCUUCACUUAACUUAGGCAAACCCUUUACACCGUUACCCAAAAUGUACCUAUCCCCAUUUGAUUUCUCUUUUGAUUUUGUCCCCAUUAUGUUAUUGACUGUUCAUUAUCUGUAUUAUUAUCCUGUAUUACAAUAUUUCAUCGUCUGGACUCCAUUUGAAAUAGUGUACAUGAUGGAUGCAGGACACGCCCAGCCGCUGCUCGAUUGGCAAGAGAAGACGGUGCGACAAACGAGCAUCGCCCAAGGCUCCCGCCGCAGGGGUCAGUUCCUCAAGUGUUUUAUGUAGAAAUACAGAUGCAGUAAACUUAUCACUGAGGUAAAAAAUAAAACAAUGCCCAUAGAAUUGUCUACAUGAUGUGCAUAUUGUUGAGCUCACAGCAGAUUUUUUUUAAUCUUGAGAGAUAUGUAUGAUGUUCUGGGCAUUGUUGUGUAGAAUUAAGGUUCAGCAUAGUUUGUUUUCUUUAAAUUCUACAGCCUCUGCUCCCUUUGUCUUCUCAUUCAAAUCAUUCCUAUGUAUUUUUUUUUUAUUGAGCUUUUGCAUGAUGUGACCCUGUGAUACCACCUCCAAUAAAGAUUUUA
Megalops cyprinoides (Indo-Pacific tarpon) is the source of this 2254-nucleotide messenger RNA. It is a transcript of the gene kdelr2b, whose product is annotated as KDEL endoplasmic reticulum protein retention receptor 2b. The transcript is spliced from 5 exons. Gene Ontology annotation, cellular component: endoplasmic reticulum; cis-Golgi network; membrane. Lineage: Eukaryota; Metazoa; Chordata; Actinopteri; Elopiformes; Megalopidae. The coding region runs from base 201 to 839 and encodes 212 amino acids. Gene Ontology annotation, molecular function: ER lumen protein retrieval receptor activity. Gene Ontology annotation, biological process: endoplasmic reticulum to Golgi vesicle-mediated transport; protein retention in ER lumen. The record is from RefSeq and is a predicted model, not a curated record.